Molecule: messenger RNA, 1935 nt
Organism: Sinocyclocheilus rhinocerous
Lineage: Eukaryota; Metazoa; Chordata; Actinopteri; Cypriniformes; Cyprinidae
Product: olfactomedin-like protein 2B
Exons: 10
Coding region: 1-1935 (644 amino acids)
Biological process (GO): signal transduction
Source: RefSeq, a predicted model, not a curated record
AUGGAGCAACAGACUGCUGACAAUAUAGACAACCGUUCAACUCUAGAAGAUGAAAUGGACAAUCAAGAAAACAUCUUAACACAGCUCAUUGGGGACUAUGAUAAAGUUAAGACUCUGUCUGAGGGCUCAGACUGUCAGUGUAAGUGUGUAGUAAGGCCUCUGAGCAGGAGUGCAUGCAAGCGCAUUGAAGAGGGCCAUGCCAAGGCUGAGGAUUUCUACACAGUGGAGACAGUCACUGCAGGACCCAGCUGUAAGAAGUGUGCCUGCAUCGCCCCUCCCUCUGCCCUAAAUCCCUGUGAGGGAGACUUCAGGUUUAAGAAGCUGCAAGAGGCGGGACGGGAUGAUGUAAAGCUCUCAACCAUAAUGGACCUGCUAGAAGGAGCAUUUUAUGGGAUGGACUUGUUAAAGCUUCACUCCAUCACAACAAAGCUUCUGGAACGGGUUGAUAAUAUAGAGAAUUCGUUUUCCGGAAACCUGACAAAAGAGAAAGUGAGCGUGAAAGGUGAAAAAAAGGAAGGGAAGGGGCCUCGCUCCAACCAACGGCAAGAGAAGAAGAAACAUCUCAGCAUGCUGGAGCCCUCACUGCAGAAGAAUGCGGCAGCUGCUUUUGCUCACACUGAGAGGAAAUAUGAGGAAAAGUUUGUUGGGAGUCAGGGCUCCAGCAAACCUGUGCUGAAGCGAAGCAACUCUGAGGGUCAGGAGGAGAAGCAUAAACCUGCAAAGACCAAAGCCGGUCCCAAAGGCAUGACCGUCAAAAGCAUGACCUUCUACAAGGCCAUCACAAUGGAGGACAGCGAAGGGGAAGAGCACACCACAGCAGCACAUGAUGUUGUGAGUGGCGAUGGCUCGGUGGAUUUAAUAACUGAAGACCAGCUCCAUAAGCAAGAGCCGCCUGCAUCUGUUACAAGACCUGCAACCGCUGCGACAGUGACCCAGACGCCGUCAACAAACCUCAACACACAGAAUGAAGACCCUACUGCUGCAAACAUGCCAAAUGUAACAAGGCAAACUGAAGAAGAGACUGAAGGGAAGGGGCCUCGCUCCAACCAACGGCAAGAGAAGAAGAAACAUCUCAGCAUGCUGGAGCCCUCACUGCAGAAGAAUGCGGCAGCUGCUUUUGCUCACACUGAGAGGAAAUAUGAGGAAAAGUUUGUUGGGAGUCAGGGCUCCAGCAAACCUGUGCUGAAGCGAAGCAACUCUGAGGGUCAGGAGGAGAAGCAUAAACCUGCAAAGACCAAAGCCGGUCCCAAAGGCAUGACCGUCAAAAGCAUGACCUUCUACAAGGCCAUCACAAUGGAGGACAGCGAAGGGGAAGAGCACAGGCAGUUUAGCAACUCCUACAAACUCCCCUAUAACUGGAUUGGCACUGGCCAUGUGGUCUACGGUGGCUCUUUCUUUUACAAUAGAGCCUUUUCUCGUGAUAUAAUCAGGUUUGAUCUUCGUCUCCGGUAUGUAGCAGCCUGGACCACCCUUCAUGACGCAGUAUUAGAGGAGGAGGAGGCUCCCUGGAGUUGGGGAGGACAUUCAGACUUUGACUUUGGUGUGGAUGAGAGCGGGUUAUGGUUAGUGUACCCAGCUCUGGACGAAGAAGGAUUUCACCAGGAAGUGAUCAUCCUGAGCAAGCUCCGACCUUCUGACUUACAGAAAGAGAAGAACUGGAGGACGGGCCUGAGGAGGAACUACUACGGAAACUGCUUCGUCAUCUGUGGCGUUCUGUACGCCGUCGACAGUUUCCAGCACACACAGGCCAAUAUUUCCUAUGCAUUCGACACGCAUACACACACCCAGAUGAUUCCCCGCCUCCCUUUUGUAAACAACUACACCUACACCACACAAAUCGACUACAAUCCUAAGGAACGUAUGCUAUAUGCAUGGGACAAUGGCCAUCAGGUUCUUUCUUCUCACAGACAGAAACACAUUCGUCUACUCAUCUAG